CUUGACCACAGCUAAAGAGACGUGGACCUAUAAGUAAGCAGCUCGGAAACCGGCAAUCACCUCAUGUCGUGAAGUCUCUCGAGUCUUGCUAAAAGAAGUUAUCACUAUUAGCCUGAUCGAGUCACAACGUAUUUUACAGGAAAAUGACGAAUACCUUGUCGAUGAUUCUAGCCAUUUCCGGGGUGGCAUGUUUUUGGUUUGGAUCAGUCACAGCAUCGCCCGUCAUCAAGUAUGCGGUUAACCCUAUAAAUGAGAACAGGCCUUAUGAGCGGAGCAGCACAAAUUUUGUAGCUGGAAAGCCUCUGACUGAAGAACUAUUGAAAGGAGAUUUUUCCAACAUAGGAAAAGAAAUAAGGGACGAGUUCAUUCCGUGGGACAAACAAGACCCUACUCUUCACGAAGGUGACAUUAAGCUUUUUGGGGACAAAAAUGCUAUCUUGAGCACUAGCUACCGUUGGCAGAGUGCAAUUGUUCCUUAUGUAAUCUCAGCUGACUUUACACCUGACCAGCGUACCAUCAUCGCAUUCGGCAUGAGUACGUACCACAACAAUACGUGCAUCCGCUUCGUUCCUCGAACCUGUGAAACAAAUUACAUAAGAAUCUUCAAAAGUGGAGGAGGUUGCUGGAGUUACGUGGGCAUGAUAAACAAUGGCGCUCAAGAUGUAAGUCUCGAUGAUGGUUGCAUCGCUAGUUGGGCACCAGGGGUAGUCAUGCACGAACUAAUGCACGCCCUUGGAUUCUACCAUGAACACACACGCCCCGAUCGUGACACCUACGUGACGAUUAACUUUGCCAAUAUUAAGUCUCAAUACGCGCACAAUUUCGACAUCAAGUCUACUUCGCAGGUUACUACUCUAGGACUUGCUUAUGACUACGGUUCUGUAAUGCAUUACAACAAAUUUGCUUUUGCUAUUGACAACACCAUUGCAACCAUCACUCCCAUUAUUGGGAACCCAACCUUGGGGCAAAGAGCAGGAUUUAGUUCGCUGGACCUCCAAAAACUGAACGCAUUGUAUUGUUCCGCAUCUGGUUAGAAAGUUUAACGUAAGAAUAACUUUGCGUCGAUUUUAUUUCUCUUUUUAUUAUGUACCCCGUCUUAUACGUAAGCCCCAAAACACAUCUGUAAAACAGUUGUUUGCUUACUUGGUGAUUGAUUUUCACAUGUUUUAAUACAGCAGUUUGUUUGGCAUGAAAA
Daphnia pulicaria is the source of this 1195-nucleotide messenger RNA. Its product is annotated as astacin-like. Gene Ontology annotation, biological process: proteolysis. Bases 144 to 1034 code for a protein of 296 amino acids. Gene Ontology annotation, molecular function: metalloendopeptidase activity; zinc ion binding. The record is from RefSeq and is a predicted model, not a curated record. The transcript is spliced from 9 exons. NCBI's taxonomy places the organism in Eukaryota, Metazoa, Arthropoda, Branchiopoda, Diplostraca, Daphniidae.